UUAACACUACGUAUAUAUUUUUGUUUCCAAUGCAUGUAGUCCACACGUUCUGUCUUAGUGAUCUGGCAAAAAAAUAGCAGACAGUGUGAAGAGCCCUAUUUGAGUGUAGAAAGUCUGAUUAACUUGCUGACUAGGAUAAAUUACAUCGCAAAAUAGCGCGGUUCGUAGAAAAAGUGGAGGGAAACCUGAAAAUAGCUUUUGGAAUUCACCGAUUAUCACAACCGUUCUACUCAAUCCUCUGGCAAAUUUUCCCAAUUUUUUUCCUGAAGGCGGUGAGAUUGUAAAGAGAGGUACGAUAAUUUUUUCUCUCUUUAUACUUUUACGAAAUAUUGAAUCUGUGUUAAAUUUGUAUUUCUUUUGCAAAGUUCAUAGAUUUUCUCGUGUUGGUUAGUUGAAACCAAAUUUUUGUUUCCGUAAUAGCUCAUUUGUGAAUGACGACGAUUCACUCGUUGUAUUAGCCAUAUGAACUUGUGGUGUUGGUUUCACGUUUUGUAAUUACACUAUCUGAACCCUUUUGUUGCUUUCAACUAUGUAUUUUCUUUGAACUAAUUAAUUGAGUAAAUAAUUGCUGGUGUUGUUGGGAUAAACCUUAUUUUACCUCAAGCACUUUGUCUUAUUGAUUCUACUUACGAGUCUAUUCUUUUUUGGUUUAGGUGUAUUUAAUUUGUGAUGCUCUUUGGAUAAUACUACAUAUUAGUUUUACCCAAGUGAAUUUGACUUAACUUAAAAACCUUUUUCAAGGAAUUAGAGUAGCAAUGAACCGUUCUUUGAGUUUUUGGAGCGAUUGUAUAGCAUAUAGGUGAUGGUAUAUCCCUUGUUGGGAUAGCCCCAUUUUUGCCUUACUUAUACAUAAACUCUUUGGAUGAUUAAUAUAUUUACCCUUUAUCCAAAAAAAUAGAGUAGCAAUGAACCGCAGAAAGUGAAUUUGGCAUGUAAUUAUUUCUAACACACUAAUAUUUGAAACAUUGAACUUUGCUAAUUGUACUUGGAGUGACAGAGUUGCAAGUACACUAUGAUAAGAGCAUUGAUAUCAUUUUGAUAGGUACUUCACUUCUGGGCAUAUUCGUUUCUAUUUUAUUUGUUUUCAAUGCAAACCAGAAGCUUCAUUGUGAGUCGUGAGGAAGAAAGGAGGGAUCGAAAGAGGAAGGAAAUGGAAGAGGAAAAAUGUGGGGAGAUGAACUAAGGGAGAAAAUCUUCUCAAAAUUUAUUUAAGGUAACAAUAUGGAUGUUGGUUCCCUCUUCGCUUUGAAAAACGCGAAAGGAAAGAAGAAGGCCCUGGCGGGCGCUUCUGCCAGGGAGGGGCCCUCCCAAACUGCUGGCGCUGCUGCUGGCCCCGGAGGGUCCAAGGGUGCUGGGCCCAGCAAAAAGAAGGUUGCUGGAAAGGGGACCGAGCCCCCGGCCAAGAAGCCGAAGACCGCCGCCCCUACCAAACAACCGAUCACCGAUGUGGUGGUGAUCGUGGACGAAGGGCACGCUUCUGCCUCCACCCCCCAGGAACAAAUCAAUCAGGAGUUCUUUGGGCGGGAGAGGUUGGAGGCGAUAGUGCCGAAGGGGGCCUCCGUGUUGGAGGGCAGUUUGAACCCUUCGGCUCUGAUGAGCCAGAUGUUGCCGUCGGCCGACCGACUGGCCCUUGCCCGGCUGGACGAGGGACCCCUCGAGGCGAAGGUCCUCCUGAAUGCCGCCUCCGCUUUUAUGGGCCUCUGCGAGCACCUUCGAAAGGUGGAUCAAAUGAGGGAGGCCAAGGGUGCCGCCGAGGGGGAGGUCGCCCUUCUCAGGAAGAAGCUUGCUGAAGCAGAGGACUCUCUACGGCUGGCCACCGACGGCAUGGAGCAGAGGAUGCAGGCUGCAAGGGCCGAAGGGAUCAAUGAGGGGCUAGCCAGGGCCGGGGAGGCCGCCGCCGAGGCCGCCCGUAUUGCUGCCGAUGAAGCCCGCGCGGCUCAAGAAGAGGCCGUCUCCAAGGCCCGAGAGGAUGCGGUGGCCAGCUUCAUGGCCGAAGGGUGGAAGACCGAAGACCGGAGGGAGUGGCUCGCUUCGGUGGUGGGGGCUUCAGUAGACGAGUGGGUCGGGGGCCCCGGGAAGAUGUGGCUUGCCGAGAGGGGCGACUCGUACUACCAAGGCGGGGAGUUCUUCACCCAACGCCUCAUCUACCGGAAGCUUGCGAAGCACUUCCAGGUGGCACCGGAGGAGUUCCGUCCAGAGGCUUAUGGCCUCCCCCCCCCCCCCCCCCCCCCCGCCAGCCAGAUGUCAGGAUCCCACUCCCCGAGGGGGAAGAGAGGCCAGUUCUUGAAGACUCAGAGACCCUCCGGGAGUGCGGCCUUGGGGGUGAAGAAGAUGAAGCCGAGAGCGAGGCGAUGUCCACAGUACCCCCUUCUUGAAUUGUAAUCCCCCCUUUUGUGUUGUAAUUGUUGGCCUCGGCCUCCUUUGUAACAGUGUACUUAAACUCCCUUUUUUGAAUGAAUGAGUACAUAUAUGCCCUCGGGCCUUUGAC
Cuscuta europaea is the source of this 2488-nucleotide messenger RNA. The record is from the annotation of a GenBank genome assembly. NCBI's taxonomy places the organism in Eukaryota, Viridiplantae, Streptophyta, Magnoliopsida, Solanales, Convolvulaceae.